UUUUUCAUCCCAGUGUUAAAAUCUCUUCACUUCUUCUUUAUGAUCAGCUAGAAGAACUGGACAUUAUGGAUUAUUAUUUAGUGUCAAAAACCGUUUUUGUCACCGGAGCUGCCGGCUUCAUCGGCUCCUGGCUUGUCAUGAGACUCCUCCAACGUGGCUAUACUGUUCGAGCCACCGUGCGCGACCCUGGUAACAUGAGGAAGGUGAAGCAUUUGCUAGAGUUGCCUAAUGCCGACACACGCUUGAGUCUGUGGAAGGCAGACCUUACCCAUGAGGGAAGCUUAGAUGAUGCCAUUAGCGGCUGCAUUGGAGUUUUCCAUGUGGCUACCCCUUGGGAUUUAGACUCCAAGGACCCUGAGAAUGAAAUGAUAAAGCCAACAAUCAAUGGUUUAUUGAACAUUAUGAAAGCAUGCCUGAAGGCCAGAACAGUGAGGAGAUUGAUCUUCACAUCUUCUGCUGCAACUCUCACUGGCAGAGAGCACCACAAACCUGUGAUUGAUGAGACUUGCUGGACUGACGUUGAGUUUUGUCGCACAGCAAAGAUCACUGGUUGGGGGUAUUUUGUUUCAAAGACAUUGGCAGAGCAAGAGGGAUGGAAAUUUGCCAAAGAGCAUAACAUGGAUUUCAUCAGUGUAAUUCCUCCUCAUGUGGUUGGCCCUUUUCUCAUGAAUUCAAUGCCUCCCAGUUUUAUGAUCUCUCUUUCUCUCAUCACUGGAAAUGAAAGCCAUUAUUCAGUGCUAAAGAAAGGGUACUAUGUUCAUUUAGAUGAUCUCUGUAUGUGUCACAUAUUCUUAUUUGAGCAUCCUCAAGCAGAAGGAAGAUACAUAUGCUCUUCCCAUAAGGCCACAAUACAUGGAAUUGCCAAGUUGCUUAGGUUUCAUCCAAACACACCCCAAAAAUACCCAGAGUACAAUGUCCCCACCGAGUUUGGGAAUAUUCCGGAAGAAUUGGAGAUUGAGAACUUUUCUACCAAGAAGAUAAAAGAUUUAGGGUUUCAGUUUAAAUAUAGUUUAGAGGAUAUGUUCACCGCAGCCAUUGAUACUUGUAGAGAAAAAGGACUUCUCCACAACCGUGCGUAAGCUCUCGCUUAUGGCACAACUGAUUAAAACUGAACAUGAUAUGUACUUUGUGUUUGUGAGAGCCUUGGCUCUUCUA
Molecule: messenger RNA, 1155 nt
Organism: Neltuma alba
Lineage: Eukaryota; Viridiplantae; Streptophyta; Magnoliopsida; Fabales; Fabaceae
Product: dihydroflavonol 4-reductase-like
Exons: 7
Coding region: 66-1079 (337 amino acids)
Biological process (GO): anthocyanin-containing compound biosynthetic process
Molecular function (GO): dihydroflavanol 4-reductase activity
Source: RefSeq, a predicted model, not a curated record